Debaryomyces hansenii CBS767 is the source of this 1401-nucleotide messenger RNA. RefSeq names its product acetylornithine transaminase (gene ARG8). Gene Ontology annotation, molecular function: pyridoxal phosphate binding; transaminase activity; identical protein binding. The coding region runs from base 1 to 1401 and encodes 466 amino acids. Gene Ontology annotation, biological process: arginine metabolic process. The transcript has a single exon. NCBI's taxonomy places the organism in Eukaryota, Fungi, Ascomycota, Pichiomycetes, Serinales, Debaryomycetaceae. The record is from RefSeq and is a predicted model, not a curated record. Gene Ontology annotation, cellular component: mitochondrial matrix.
AUGCUUAGAAAUAUUCCAAGAUCGUUACGUAAAGAUGGUGGUAAAAGAAUUCCUGGGCUAAUUUCCCGUGUCGCUAAUCAAUUUUCUACUACGUCAAGUUUAUUGAACAAAAAAUCAAUUCCAGAUGCACCAGAAGACUCACACACGGGACAAUACAUUAACACUAUAACUAAACCGUUCACAGUGACAACAUAUGCUCGUCCUAAUGUUGUUAUGACUCAUGGAAAGGGAUCGUACUUGUAUGAUUUAGAAAACAGACAAUAUCUUGAUUUCUCUGCCGGUAUUGCUGUUACUUGUUUGGGCCAUUCUCAUAGUAAAAUUACCGAAAUCAUCUCAGAUCAGGCUGCCACAUUGAUGCAUUGUUCUAACCUUUACCAUAACUUAUAUGCUGGUGAAUUGGCUAAUAAAUUAGUUACCAAUACCAUCAAUUCUGGUGGUAUGAAAGAAGCUCAGAGAGUGUUCUUAUGUAAUUCUGGUACAGAAGCGAACGAAGCAGCUUUGAAAUUUGCUAGAAAGUACGGUAAGAGCUUUAGCGAUGAUAAAUAUGAAAUGAUUACUUUUAAGAAUUCUUUCCAUGGAAGAACUAUGGGUGCGUUAUCAGUCACACCUAAUGAAAAGUACCAAAAGCCUUUCGCUCCUUUAGUUCCAGGCGUAAAGAUUGCGGAACCUAAUGAUAUCAGUAGCGUCGAAAAACUCAUUAGCAAGGAAAAGACAUGUGCUGUUAUUAUCGAACCAAUUCAAGGUGAAGGUGGUGUCAAUGCGAUUGACGCUGAAUUUUUGGUUUCAUUGAAGAAAUUAUGUGUCGACAAUGAGGUUGUAUUAAUUUAUGAUGAGAUCCAGUGUGGUUUAGGCCGUUCUGGAAAAUUAUGGGCUCAUUGUAAUUUGCCAGAGGAAGCCCAUCCCGAUAUUUUGACGAUGGCCAAGGCCUUAGGAAACGGUUUCCCAAUCGGUGCAGUCAUGGUUUCUGACAAAAUUGAAAAGGUUUUGAAGGUCGGCGACCAUGGGACUACUUACGGUGGUAACCCACUUGGAUCAAAAAUUGGAUCUUACGUCGUUGAUCAAGUGAGUGAUAAAGAGUUCUUGUUAGAGGUGGAAGAGAAAUCUGAAAAAUUCACUAAAGGGUUAUCAAAGAUUGCUAACAAACAUCCUGACCACAUCGGAGAAGUUAAAGGUAAAGGUUUGUUAUUAGGUUUACAAUUAAAGGGUAACUUGGAUGUUGGUGAUGUUGUCGCCAAAUGUAGAGAAAAUGGUUUAUUGGUUAUUAGUGCUGGUAUGAAUGUCUUAAGAAUUGUUCCAGCAUUAAACAUUCCUAACGAAGCAAUUGAAGAAGGUUUAGAUGUUUUAGACAAAUGUAUCGAUGAAUUAUCUAAGGAUCCUAAGUCUUCCUUCUCACAGUCAUAA